Molecule: messenger RNA, 1263 nt
Organism: Cyclopterus lumpus (lumpfish)
Lineage: Eukaryota; Metazoa; Chordata; Actinopteri; Perciformes; Cyclopteridae
Product: perforin-1-like
Exons: 7
Coding region: 1-1263 (420 amino acids)
Source: RefSeq, a predicted model, not a curated record
AUGCUCUCCUUUUCAAACCCACCCCUCCUCAGCCUGAGUGUCCUGCUCUUUCUGGUGCACCACUCCCCUGUUCUCUCCUUUGGGACUUGGACCAACGACCAGUGCCAUCAAGCUUCUUUUGUGCCGGGCCACAACCUGGUGGGGCAGGGCUACGAUGCGGUCACCCUGAAGCGAAGAGCCCACGUGAUCGACGUGACGACGUACCUGAACCCAAGUGGCUCCUGCAAUCUGUACAAGAACCCUCAUCAUGGCAACGUUCUGCAGAAAGUUCCCGUCUCUGCAGGGGAGUGGCGUGCAUUCAGCCACUGUAAUGUGCAAUAUGACCACACUGAACACAACUCUGUCAGCUCCCUGAUCAGGUACUACUCCAACGAAGGCAGUAAUGGUUGGCAGAAUGGCUUGAAUUCCCUACAGUACGACCUGAACUAUGUGGGAUCACGGUCCGAUCUGUAUAAGUUUGCUACAGCCAAGUACCAAGAGGACUACCGCUACUUCAGCAGUCACAGAGUCACCUGUAGCCAUUACAGCUACCGUUUGUCGGACAACCCGCGCAUCAGCCAUGAAUUCUACAAGGCUUUCGAGAGUCUUCCCUAUUCCUACAGCAGCUCCACCAAAACCCAUUACAGAAAUCUCAUCAAUACCUAUGGCACACAUUAUACGCGCCAGGUUGAACUUGGGGGGCAACUGAAUCGAGUCAGGGCCGCAUGUAUCUGUUCGUCCUCACUGAAAGGGCUCUCCUCAAAGCAGGUGCACUCCUGCUUGAAGCUGGGAAUCUCUGUUGGCCUUGGUCAUACUGCUGUAGCUCACAUCAAGACUUGCAACAAUAUCCUAUACAAUCAGGACGUCUCCACCACGUACUACCACGGUCUCCAGAACCACUACACACAGGUGGUAGGAGGAAAUGGUUGGUCGGGGGAGUUUUCUCUCAUCCGUGAAGACUCUCAGGGCUACAUCAAUUGGCUGAAGACCCUCACAUAUCACCCUGAUGUUGUGAAGUAUUCCCUGAGAUCACUGCACGAACUGGUGCCGGACUAUAAACGAAAGAUAGCCCUGAAGGCUGCUAUUCAAGAUUACCUGAGUGAAAACGCCAUCAGGCCCUCGAUCCAAGCAGGUUAUGGAAGCCAGAUCCUGAUUCCCUCAAAGUGCUGUAGUCAAAAGGUCUGGUGGGGACAGCUGGUGGUGACCAUCAUCCGAGGCUGGGGGCUAAGCGGAGUUGCACAUGGAAAUACUCAAACGUACGUAGAGAAAGGGGAACAGGGUUGA